CAAGGCUUUGACUUUCGUCUUAACGGCGGACGUCCUUGUCGUGCGUGCGUGUAUAUUAUUUUUUUCCAAACGCAAUGUACCGUUAAAACGUCCUGUGCACAAAAUAAUAAAAGAAAAAAUACUUUAUUUUAAAUAGAAAAAAUAAAAAAUUAAAUUUAUAUAAAACUUAAUUGGAAAAAAGCCUUUACUUACAAAUAAAAAGUUAAUGUUUUAAAAAUUAUUCAUAAUUAAAAUGUUUUAAGGAAAUUUUUACUAAAAUAGUUUUAAAUUAUAGUUUGAAAAAGUAAAAGAAAAACGUAAAAGCAACACCAAUAUCUCCAGCAACAGCAGCAAGCAAAGUCAGCACUGCUGAAACGCUGUUGAAAAAUUAAAAGUGCACUACUAAUCAGAAAUUCUCUAAUAAAUAAAGCUGCAGCUGUAAACAAAGAGAAUCUAAAUAAGAAAAAAAUUAUCAUCUUUAACUAACAGUCAAAAUAUAAAACUUAACCAAAAAUUUGUUCUAUAAUUCAACAAACUUUUCUACUUAUUCUAUGCACACACUUGUUUGGUUUCGAUUUUAUUUUUACCAUCACUAAUGCCAUUGAUUCCGAUAUUUAAUAAAAUACAUAUUACAGAGCUUUUCUAAACUAUCGUCUAAUUACUAAAACUAGAGCAAAUAAUAUUUCGUGGAAUUUGGUGUUUUAAUUUUUUCUGGGUAAUGACACAUAAUGGCUGGUAGCCUUCAAAGGCCACCCUUCAAAAUUAUUUCCAAAUAUAAAUGCAGCAUUACUAAAGAUAAAUCAAUAAUAAAAUACCAAAAACUAAGUUUACUACGUUCGAAAGGGAGUCACCAGCUAAAGAACAACAACUGCACAAACAGCAGCCACCAAAAAAACCCACAGAAAUUAUAUCAACUGCUAAAACAGCAGAAAUAUUGUCAAAGUUGGUCAUUGGGUAAGUUGCUCUUGUUGUUGCCCUCGUCGUUGUCAUCAUUCUCUAAUGACAGUUGUUGGACAGCAACUGAAAACAAAAAGUAUUAUAAAAAUUUAACAACAACAACAGCAAUAAUAAACUAUGUACAACAACAAGUACAGCAACAACAGCAGCAGCAGCAAAAUCAACAACAUCAAAACUUACAACAACAACAACAAUUGCAACUACAAUUAUUACAAAUUCUCAACAAAGUUUUUAAAUCAUCAAAGUUUCGUAAAAAUCUGCUAAAUCACAAAAAAUUGCCAUCAACGCAAUUUAAAGAAAAACUACUAUUCUAUAGGAAAAAAUCAAUUGCAUGAGAAAUUGUUUUAUUUUAAGACCAACACCAACUAUAGUUUCCAACAAUCUUACCCACCCAUUAACUAACAAACCAGAAGAACAUUUGUUAUGUUCUCCAUGGGAAACUGGGUCUGAGAAAUUUUUUGCUUGCAAAGUAGACGUUUGGUCUAUAUAACUAAAAUGUAAACAAGUACAACGAUCUAAGCUGUUUUUAGCAAAAAAAGGUUUAUUUACACCAGACAAAUAUAUAAGUGCUGUUGCAACAAAAAAACAAAAGAGUAAGAAAUUAACGAGAGAAAUCUGAGAAACUUUACAUUUUACUUUAAUUGGAAAGAUCAUUGGAAAAUAAUUGAUUACGAAAAGCAGAAAGGAAAAAAUGAAACAUUCAAAUAUUUUUAUACACAAAGACAUGAUGGAAUUUGGUUAAUAAGUAUGAAUUUUUGUUUGGCUACAAAAGAAUUAUAACAAUUAUUAUAACAAAAGUUAAAGUAGAUUUUAUAAAAACAAAACUCUCAACUAUUUUCUUCAAAAUACAAAAAAAAACUCUUAAACUCCCAACAUUAAAAGAAAAAAUCCCAACUUUACAAAACUUACAUAUUAAGAAACAAACCAAAGAUCACUAAAAUCUUUUUGGAAAAGAAAAACUAUCAAAUACAAACUUAAAACCAAACUAUUCCUAUAAAAACCACACACAACCGGAAAAACUUGUAUCAAUUUCCGAACAUAUUUCAUAUAGAAACUUGACAAAACGAGUGCCACAUUGGGUCACUCAGGGCGGCGAAGGCAACGGCGCUCAUUGAUAAACGUGCUGGGGCCAUGGAGCCGCCUGGCGGUGUACCGCCAGAUAGAGAUCGUCAAUUGGUUUUAAAACAGAUGGUAACAUUUCAUGAACGUCCCGAGGGUAGUUUAUGUAGCAAAGCCAUAACAACAACAGCACAACAACCCAAUCCAGCGUUUGCUUCGACAGCAACCACUUACUCGGCAACAACACAAGCGGCCACAGCAUUUAGUGGCAGUUCAAUUGGUCAUGCUCUAGUAAAACAUCAUGGGACAACAAAUCCUCUGCCAGGACAACAGCAACAAUCAAAUUCAUCGGGUUCAUCACCAUCACAACAUGGCAGUACAACAAGCAGCAGCAGUAGUAGUUCAACCACACUGCAGUCAGCAACAUCGACUGGUAGUGCGCAAAGUCAACAGCAAACGUUAGAGAAACUAUCGAGACCCAUGGCAUUUGAUAAGAUGGAAGCCCUGGUACGUGAAAUGCAAGAUCCGGAGCAUGGUGUGCCAGUAAGGCAACAGAAAAUGUUUCUUACUUCAAUACCUUAUGCUUUUAUGGGCUACGAUCUAAUUGAAUGGCUUAUGGAUCGUUUAUUAAUCGAAGAAUCAGAGGCCUUGAAUAUAGCCAAUCAAUUGUGUCUUCAUGGCUACUUUUUUCCCGUCAACGAUUCCAAAACUCUAACUGUCAAGGAUGAUUCUUCACUCUAUCGUUUUCAGACACCUUACUAUUGGCCCUGGCAGCACAAGGCCCCCGAUAAUGUAGAGUAUGCCAUUUAUUUGGUCAAACGUUCUUUGCGCAAUAAGCAACGUCAUGCUCUUGAGGAUUAUGAAGUCGAUGCUUUGGCUUCACUGCACAAGAAUCUUAAGGGUAAAUGGGAAAUUAUAUCCAUGCAGGCAGAAGAGCAAGUACGCUUGGCUAAAGAACGCAAGAAAGGCGACAAAAUAGUGGGUGAUUCCCAGGAACGAGCCUAUUGGCGGGUACACCGUCCACCACCGGGACAAUUUACACCACUAGAACCUUGUCCCGUACCCUCUAGAGAUCGGCAGGGUAGCAAACAGAAUAAAAAGAAGACCGUAGAUGAUGUGCAAAGAGAAGUGGACUACCUGAAGAAAUCUUUAAAUCGUACACGCAUGAAAAUGUCACAAGCCUGUGAAUCAUUGGUACUGUAUUCGGAAACCUUUUCGGAAUAUGAUUUCUUCUUGCAACCAGUAUUACCCUCAAAUCCUUGGGUUACCGAGGAUGUCACCUUCUGGCAACUGAACAAUACCUUUGUGGAUAUACCCACUGAGAAGAGAGUUAAACGUUGGGCCAUUUCCAUAGAAGAAUUGGUAUCAGAUCCCACGGGUCUGCAGGAAUUUACCACAUUUUUGGAGAAAGAAUACUCUCAUGAAAAUAUACGUUUCUGGAUAGCGGUCAAUCGCUUGAGAAGAUCGGCCCAUUCCCAAGUACCCAGAAAAGUGCAAGAGAUUUAUGAGGAAUUCCUCAAGCCUGGUGCGCCCUGUGAAAUCAAUAUAGAUGGCAAAACCAUGGAAAGUGUUUUAAAGGGUCUAAAGAAUCCCUCCCGUUUUACUUUUGAUGCUGCCUCCGAACAUAUUUACAUGCUGUUGCUAAAGAAAGAUUGUUACCCUCGCUUCAUACGUUCGGAUCAUUAUAAACGUUUGUUGGAGACGGGCAUACAACCGGCGCACAAGAAACGUUUCUUUAAUUUCGGUGGCGUUAGUGGUGCCAAAAAGAGAAUGACUGCCGCCUUGUCCAGCCAACCCAAUUUGGGUGGCAAUGAGAGUUCCAGCAAAAGUGCCAUGUCCUCGGGCAAUACCUUCAUAAUGACAAAUGCUCCACCACCGGGUAGUUUGGCUAGGCGACGCGGCAGUGAUCGUAGUCUCAGUGGUUCGGCUCAUGAGUUGGCGGUAAUCGGUGUCAAUAAGGACAACUCUUCCAAGGUGCCUCACUCGCAUUCGCAAAGUAAUCUCAGUGAGAUACCCUACAGAGAAACUCCCAAAUCGAAAGCGGCACGUUUAGAGACCACAGUAGAAACGGGAGGUAGUAGUGCUGUCUGUCCAUGGGAUAUACCAGAUGAUGUGCCACCAACAACACAGGCUCCCAAACCAGCAAAUCUAACAACACCAGUGAAAUUGUCCGUAUGUCCCUGGGAACAAGAGGCUGAACCAGUGCCAGCCAUUAAAACCAGUGCACAAAGAUUAACUAGUACUUCUUCGGAUAAUACUGAAGUAUCGGAACGUUUGCAACGUAAUUUGGUUAUGCGUCAUCAAAAUACCGUAGAUAGUGGUGAAGCUGGCAUGAAACGUUUAAUACCAAAUUUCACAGAACAACGAAGAGCCUCAGUGUCUUUUACACCGGGUCGAAUUUCAGAGUUUCCGGCAGGACGACCGUCCACUUCUACUAAAACUUCAACAACACCUUCUCCUACGGUGGGCCUAAAACAAGGCGCCUUUCCAGCUUUGUUUGCUCCCUUGCAAGGUGCCCAGUAUGCCACGGCAGCUGUGGCAGCCUUGGGCAAUGUUAUGACCACCACCAAUAUUGUUACAAAAGAUCCUCCUUCUUCCUCCGAUGCUGAAGUGGAAGAUGAAUUAAAUAAGUUAUCUCUGUCGGAACGUAAUAGCGAAUCUUCGGCUUCAGAAUUGCCAGUACUGCCGACACCAAAUCCAACACCAACACCACCUCCAACCACCAAAGUUACACCACCUGCAGUGGAAGAGCAAAUUCUUGUGACAGCCGAAACACAAACACAGCCCAUGAGCGAUAGUCCUCAUCAAAGUUCUCACAGUGAAUCCUCGGUGGCCAAUGAAGGUGAUGAGAAUAAUGCUGCCAAUGAAGGAGAUUUUGAGGCUGAGGUAGAUUCGGAAAUUCAAGAAGUACAAAUUGAAUUGAUUGAGUCUACGGGCGGCUAUGAAAAGUUGUGUGAGAGUCAAGAGGAAGUUGAGGUGUCACCUCCCACCAUACAAAUUGAAGGGGAGGAACAGGUGGAACCAUUGGAAAAAACUGCUAGUGAAGAGGCCAUGUUAACGGAGGAGUUAGAUACGAGUGGUAAGGAGGCUAUAUCCAAAAGUCCUUCUACGGAAGUGGCCAUUUCUGCUAAACCUAGCCCCGAAACCGAAGUGGAAAUCACACUCACUGAAAGGCCCAACUCGGCCAGCGAACCACAAGAAACUCCUGACAAGGAACAAAACGUUGAGGAGGAAGAGGGUGAUGAAGUUUCUACUUCACCCACAAAACCAGCCGAUGCCUAUAGUACCCAUGAAGAACUUUCACCCACCACCGAUGAAUAUCAAGAAGGUUUACAAUUUGGUGAUGAUGGUAAAGACGAUUACGAUAUUGCCGAUUCCGAGUCCAAUGUGGGCUAUAUACCACCUGCACCCACACCAGCACCUUCCAUGGCACCACUCGCUGAAAUGGACACCGAUACGGUAGACGAUGAGUGUAGUGAAGAGUUUAAGCCCAAGGAGAGUAGUCCUCAAACUGAAAAAUCUGCCAAAUUACCUGUAAGCAGUAUUCCAAAAUGCACCACCGAAGAAGUGAAAAAGAAACGCAAAAAGCGCCAUCUGGAGUCCAAGAAAUCAGCCUCAGCUGAGGAAAAAGAUAAAGCAACAACAUCAACUGCAGUUACCAGUGUAGUGGAGGCGACAACAGCAGCAGCCGGUGCAGGUAACGGAGGUGCAGCUGGCGCUGGUGGUGUUAAAGAAAGUAGUGCCAAAACUGAGACAGACAUAACAACCGUUUGCCCCUGGGAGGAUGAAAAUGUUACCACCAGUGAUGGUACUUUUACCAAAACCUAUGCCACCCUUGGGUAUUUAUGAAUAAAACCCAAUCUAUUUCGUAACGUGGUCAAUAAACUAUUAAAACGUAAAACUUACAAAAAAUGACACAAACAACUUAUUAUUAUUAUUAUUCUAUAUGCUAAAAACUAACUAAAUUUAAAACACACAAAAAUAAAAAAUAAAAACUCUUAGGUUUACUGUAAUAAUUACUUGAAAACAAAAACAAAUGUUAUGUACUAAAACAAUAUAUAGAGACAAAACUUUAAGAAAAAGGCUAUACUUAAAAAUAAACAAAAAAAUUUAGAACUUAGUAUGUGGCAAAAAUACUUAAAACCAAAAAAUAACUUGAAAAAAGGAGCAGAAAUGUUAAAGAUAAAAGAGAAAUGCUUGAAUAAAAUAAAAGGGAUUUUAAGGUUUUUAUUUAAGUUUUAGACAAAAAGUUUUUAAUAAAAUUCUACAUAGUAGUCCUACGAUGCAAGAACUUGUCGUUAAAGCGAAAUUAUUCAAUCUCCAGUUCAAACGCAAAGUUUAUUUUAUAAUGCCUAAAAGCAUGCUUCUAAAAUAUCAUAUAGAAGUUUAAUAGUUAAAAGUAUAGCGUUAAGAGUGUUAAUUUGCUUAUGGUGUUUUCUAUAGAAAUUACUUUUUAAUAUUAAUAAAAUAAUUUAAAAGAAUUUUCUUAAUUAUCUAAAUGACUAGAUCUCAAAUUUAAAUCGUUCUUAGGAAAACACAUUUCCAAAGUAUGCUUCUUAAAAUGGCAGCUCUAAUAGAGAAAACCCUCAAAUCUUUAGAUCUUUAAAUAAGAAAAUUUUAAUGAAUUUCUUUAAAUGGCAUAUUGAUUACAUCUUAAGUUCAUUUAUGUUAUUCUCAGAAAAAUACAUACAAAUGCCUAAAAGUAUGCCUUUUACUUAUUACAUAUUACAUAAACUGAAAAGAGCAUAAUAUUAGGUGAGACAUACAGUUCUAUAUGAGAAGACACUCAGUUCAUUUUCAUUAAAAAGAAACUAACUAAUUUGACAAAUUAUUAAAUUUCAACUACAAACCCACAAUUCUUAAGAAAAUGUGUUAUAAAUUCCUUAAAGUAUGCUUUAUAUUUAUCGAGAAAUGCGAAUAGAAACAACUAAGCAAAUCUUGAAUAUGAAUUUUCAAGCAAAAGUAAUUGUUAUUAUAAUCAUAAUUUGUUGCAGUUACACAUUCCAAAAUGUAUGAAAGUAAUAAAAUAAGAAAGAAUGAAAUAUUAAAAAAAUUCUCUCCAAAAAGAUUGCAUACUUUAAGGUAUGGAAAGCUAAGCUUAUUAGGAAGUUUUAAACAACAAUUUAUUUUUAAUAAAUAAACUGAUUUAUAUCCUAAUUAAGGUGAAAAUUAAAGAAAAAAUUUUGCAUUUUUUAUAAAAGUUAUAAUGUUCAUAAAAAGUUCCCUGAAACUAUGCUCUGCUUUUAAAUUUCUCAAGAGUUUUUGUGAAAAAGAGUAACAACUUCAUAUCAACCUUAAAAUCUCUUUUAACAGAACGUAAAAAAAUAUUUAAUAGAAAAAAAAAAACAAAAGUUAAAUGUGUGAUGUUGACAAAUUUAAGAUAAAAUAAAUUGAAAAAAAUAUGUUAAAUUAUAUAAAAUUAAAAAUACUAUUAGUUAAUAAGUUUUUGAAAUAGAGAAAUUAGUUUAAUAUAAACACAUAACUAAACAAAUAAUAAAAUUAUUUAAAUAAUAAUACUGAGUGAGCAAAAUUAUAAAAAAAAGAAUUACAAUACAAAAUAUAACAAGUUUAAGGGCUGAGUAAAAAACAUAUAUAUAUAGAGACCUUAAAAAAAGCGAAAUUACUAGAUUUCUCAAAGUUAAAAAGAAAAAUUGAUAUUUAAACAAAAUUAAAUUUUUAGAAAAAUUUUCAGUUAAAAACAAAAUUUUUGAACUUUUGUUUUCGUUUGAAUUUAUGUUCUGAAUAAUUAAAAUGUGUAAUUAACGGUAGAAAGCUGCUCUGAGGGAAGAGCUUUUAUAUUUUAAUCAGUUAUCGACAAGGAGUUAAUGGUUUCUCUCUCUGAUUUGUUUAGUUGUUUUUAUACAUGUGUAAGCUUAAGUAUGUGUGAAAGCAAUAGAGCUCAUGAGAGAUCAUUUUGGCGUUAGCAGUUCUAAAUCAGUCAUAGGCAGAGAGUGACAAAAGUCUCUCUUUUAAGUUUUAUAAGAUUUUUAUACGCAUGUGAGCUUACAAGUAUGAAAGCAAGAGAGCUUUUGAGAGAUUACUUGAUUAAAAUAAGUGAAUCAUAAGUAUAGUUUCUGCAAUAAUUUUCAAAACAUUUUAAAAUUUUCUAAAAAAUCUUUUGAAAGCGUUAUAGUUUUUUUUUUAAUUUUUUUUGCAAAAUUAAAGAACAAGGAAAAGUUAAUUAAUAAUUUAUAUUUAAUUUUUUUAAUUAAAAAAUAAACCAAAUAAAUUUAAACGGGUAAAGCAAAUUUGAAAAAAAGUAAAUUAAACAACAGCCAAAACACUUAAAAUCAUGUUAAAAGCCUACAAAAGUUCUAAUUGUUUUCUAAAUUGAUCAAAAAACUUCUCACUAACAUAACCAACACAAACAUAAUUUAUAAUUUUAAAAACUAUAUAAUAUCAUUCCUUAAAAACAGAUUUUUUUAAACAAAAAUUCUCUAGAAAUUAAAAACUCCAGGCAAAUAGGUUUGAAGAACCCAAAAGCAUUUACCAAAAUAUUUUUUUUAUUUUUUCUAAUUUAUUAAACAAACUAAAAUUUAAAAGUUAAAAUUUUAUAAUUUAAAAUAUUUAAAAAAUUUUACAUUAUUUCCCGUUAAAAAAAAGAAAACAUUGCUUAGUUUUAGGCGCUUUAGAAACCAUAACAAACAAUUUUUUAUUAUUUUUUUUCUUACAAAAAAGCACAAGUUUCAAAUAAAUAUUAAAAAAUUUCAAAUAAAUAUUAAAAAUAACACAAAAAAUUGUAAAAUGAAAAUUUCUCUUUAGCAAGAAAAAAAAGAAAAUCUCAUAAUUAACAACUUUAUGUCGUACAUGCUUUACAACAGAGCCCCAAAAGUAUGCUACGAUUUUUUUUACUAACUAACAAACUUGAAGUUUUCAUUUUACGAUAAGUAUUAUUAACAAAAAAUACUAAAAUAAAAUAAAAAUAAAACUUUAACAAAUAAAAUUUCAUGUAGAAUUAAGAAUAAAAAAAAACUUAUUAAAAAACAACAUACACAAAACAAAAUUAAGCAAAUG
Molecule: messenger RNA, 9009 nt
Organism: Lucilia sericata (common green bottle fly)
Lineage: Eukaryota; Metazoa; Arthropoda; Insecta; Diptera; Calliphoridae
Exons: 12
Coding region: 2068-5844 (1258 amino acids)
Biological process (GO): G protein-coupled receptor signaling pathway; regulation of G protein-coupled receptor signaling pathway; intracellular signal transduction
Source: RefSeq, a predicted model, not a curated record